Cokeromyces recurvatus is the source of this 978-nucleotide messenger RNA. RefSeq lists its product as uncharacterized. Gene Ontology annotation, molecular function: cysteine-type deubiquitinase activity. The coding region runs from base 92 to 802 and encodes 236 amino acids. Gene Ontology annotation, biological process: protein deubiquitination; ubiquitin-dependent protein catabolic process. The transcript has 7 exons. Gene Ontology annotation, cellular component: cytoplasm. Lineage: Eukaryota; Fungi; Mucoromycota; Mucoromycetes; Mucorales; Mucoraceae. The record is from RefSeq and is a predicted model, not a curated record.
UAAACUUGGUUUUUUUUUUUCUAUCUAUCUAUCUAUCUAUCCUUCUUUCUUUUUUUCUUUCUUUCUUUCUUACCUUUGAUUGUUUUAAAAUAUGGCAGACGAAGAAGUUCAAGAUAAGCCCAUAAAGAGAUGGGUUCCUCUUGAGGCUAAUCCUGAAAUUUGGAAUAAGAUUAUUCAUAAAUGUGGUGUUGAUUCAUCAUACAACUAUGUUGAUGUUUAUGGAUUUGAGCCUGAAUUAUUGGCCAUGAUUCCUACACCUGUUGAGGCUAUGAUAUUUUUAUUUCCUAUUACAGAAGCAUAUGAAAAGUUUAAGAGCGAAGAAGAAGCUCAUAUUAUUAAAUGUGAACAAAGUAUCAGUCCUGAUGUUAUUUUUUUUAAACAAACGAUUGAGAAUGCGUGUGGUAUGAUUGCCUUAUUGCAUUCUGUUGCCAGUAAUGAUGAUGAAAUUGUUGGUCCAGGCCUGUUUUAUGACAUUAUUGAACAAGCAAAGAAUAUGACUGUUGAUGAGCGUGUAGAACUUUUAGAGAAUUCAAAGGAAUUAGCAAAUAUACAUCAAUCUGCUGCUAAUGAAGGUCAAACAGAGGCGCCUGAUAGGGAUGAAGAAGUUGACCUUCAUUUCAUUUGUUUUAUUGAAAUUGAUCAGCAUCUUUAUGAAUUGGAUGGUAGAAAGCUAUUUCCUAUUAACCAUGGAAAAUGUACUAAUUUUGUUGAGAGCUCGGUUAAAGUUAUGAAGCAAUAUAUCGCAAGAGAUCCUGAACAAACUAAUUUCAGUGCAAUGGCUUUAUGUAAAACAGAGGAAUAAAAUAUUAAAUAGGAUGGGAGGACCUUGUAAUUAGUUACAAGAAUGUUAUAUAAUUCAUUUUAUCUUUACCAUCAAGUUGGCAGAAUUGUAUUUUCCUUAAUAAACAGAUAUUUAUCAUGUAAUUGAUUUAUUCAAAGUAUGCUAUUGAAUCUACUUCAAUUACUUUUUUAAACAAA